CUAAAAGGUGUUGUGAAUUUUAUCCAGUUCCAUCUCUGUCAGUUGCAGGAUGAUGAUACCUGGAUAUACCCAAACAUCCUGCUUUUCUAUCCAGAAGCGGCUUGUACUAUCUUAAAAUACAGGAUCCGAACACUUGAGGGAGCUCUACACAACGCACGGGAACAAGGAUACAAGGGUGCAAAGUUUCCCUGGGAGAGUGCAGCAACAGGCCGAGAGGUCUGCCCUGAGAAAAUUUAUGGAGACGAGGAGAUCCACAUCAAUGGAGAUGUGAUGCUGGCAUUCGAGCAAUAUUUGUGUAUCACUCAGGACUUGAAGCUCUUUCAGCAGGAAGGUGGCUGGGAUGUAGUCCAGGCUAUCGCUCAAUACUGGUGCAGCCGAGUUGUGUGGAACUCUGAGGAAGAAAACUAUCACAUUGUUGGUGUUAUGCCCCCAGAUGAAUAUCACCGUACUGUAGAUAACUCUGUCUAUACAAAUGCAGUUGCCCAGAGGAGUUUGAAAUUUGCAAUUGACUUGGGCUCCCAGUUGCAUUUUGUUGUGCCUGAAGAGUGGAAGGAGAUUAUGAAGAAACUUAAAGUGCCUUUGGAUAAGAGCAGAUGUUACCAUCCAGAAUAUGAUGGGUAUUGUCCAGGUGAGCCAGUGAAACAAGCUGAUGUUGUCUUGCUUGGGUUUCCCCUGAUGGACCCCAUGGACCCAGAAGUCAGAAGGAAUGAUCUUGAGAUCUAUGAACCUGUGACUGAUCCCCAGGGGCCAGCCAUGACUUGGAGCAUGUUUGCAAUUGGCUGGUUGGAGCUGAAGGAAGUCAAAAGAGCACAACAACAAAUGAGCAAAUGUUUCAGCAACAUCACCGAGCCAUUCAAGAUCUGGGUGGAAAACUCUGAUGGAUCAGGAGCUGUAAAUUUCUUGACUGGGAUGGGUGGAUUUCUGCAAGCCAUCUUCUUUGGAUAUGCUGGGUUCAGGUAUAAAUUAGGAGCGGUGAAGAAAUUUGUCACAGUUUUCUUCCUAGUCGAAAUCAUGUGAUGUACCAGAACAUGUUGUGUUGCAGAAUGAAUG
Notechis scutatus (mainland tiger snake) is the source of this 1050-nucleotide messenger RNA. NCBI's taxonomy places the organism in Eukaryota, Metazoa, Chordata, Lepidosauria, Squamata, Elapidae. The record is from RefSeq and is a predicted model, not a curated record.